AUGGCUCGUCUCUAUGCCGCUUUCCUCGCUCUCUACACCGUUGCAGACGUCACUCUUGCCAAACCGAGCCCCUUCGGUAAACAUGCCCAACACGCUCGUGCUGGUGCUCCGUACAUCAACACCGACCUCGUCGCACAAAAUGCCAUUGCUAUCACCAACCAGAGUUGGGAGUACGGCGCUUUGACUCAGGCGCUAAUCGAACUCGAGGCGCCCGCGUUGUCCGUCUUCUCAUUGAGCCCAUUCCCGCCUUUGACCCUCGUCAACCCCAUCCCCGAUGCUGUCUGGGAUAUCAUCACCCCUAUCCUUGACGCGGAACAGCCUGACGACUUCGCGUUUAUUGAUGGCGCAGGCGCGGCUGGCGAUCCGAGCUCUAUUGGCCCCGCCGUCAUCUUGGCAAAUACGGUCGCGAACAACAAGACCUGGGACGAUGAUGUUGAGAAGCAGCUCAACCACCUGCUGUACGAUGUUCCGCAUUCGGACGAGGGUGCCAUUUCGCAGCGUGAGGACGAGGUUCAGUACUGGGCUGACGCGGUAUAUAUGAUGCCUCCGUUCUUGGCAUACUGGGGCGCUAUGACCGGUGGCGCGAACGGCACCGAGCAGCUUAAGAAUGCGCACUUGCAGUGCAAGCUUUACCGCGAAGCACUCUUCGACGCGGACGCCAGCCUUUGGCGUCACAUCGCCGGUGGUAGCUGGCAACUCAACAACCACUGGGCUACUGGUAACGCGUGGGCCGCCUUUGGUAUUGUCCGCGUCUUGGCGACCAUUCAGGCGUCCGACGCUGCGGAUGAGCUUCAGUCCGAGCAGCAGGACCUCAUCGACUGGGUCAACGAGAUCUUGAAGGGCUCAUACCAGUACCAAACCUCGAACGGCACGAUCUUCAACGACAUCGACCUCCCCGAGGACCAGACCUUCGCCGACUCCGCCGGCACGGCGCUCAUCACCGCGGCUGCAUACCGUCUCGCUGCUAUCACUGGUGACAAGACGUACAUCAAGAACGCCGAGACGAGUUACGAGUUCGUCGCGAACUCUAUCGACGGGGACGGUUGGUUGAACCACGCAGUUAACCCGCUCACCUUCAACACUCCCCUCACCGGCGACAUCCGCAGCCCUGAGGGCCAGUCUUUCGUGCUAUCGCUCGUUGCUGCGCGUAAGGCGUACUACUUGACGCUAUGA
Messenger RNA from Peniophora sp. CBMAI 1063, 1173 nucleotides. NCBI's taxonomy places the organism in Eukaryota, Fungi, Basidiomycota, Agaricomycetes, Russulales, Peniophoraceae. The record is from the annotation of a GenBank genome assembly.